Cyclocybe aegerita is the source of this 558-nucleotide messenger RNA. NCBI's taxonomy places the organism in Eukaryota, Fungi, Basidiomycota, Agaricomycetes, Agaricales, Hemipholiotaceae. The record is from the annotation of a GenBank genome assembly.
AUGUCUUCUCAAUCCGCUUUGCCAGACUUCUACUAUUUUUGUUUCGGCGCCUACGAGCCCUUUCUGACGACCAUCGGUUUUCUUGGAGCUCUCGCGGACCCGUUAACUACACACAACUCUCAAGCUCCCUGGAAAGGUGGACCGCCUCACACAGAGCUGCCUGCUGCCACAUUCGUGACGAUAAUUCAGCUCGCACAUACUUGCGCUCUCCUCGGCUUCAUCAACCUCUUCAUUCUUUCCGCCGUUCGAAAUCACCUGCACGAUAGUCCCGCGCUACAAGAGAAGAUCCUCUUUGCCCUUUUCACGCCUCUCCUCAUGGGUGACAUCGUCCAUCUUGUUCUGACCUUCUGGGCGUUGGGAGACGAUCGAUGGAACGUUGCGAGCUGGACACCCAUGUUAUGGACGACCUUUCUUCUGGGAAUCACCCUUCUCGUACCGCGGUUAUGCUGGCACUUAGGGAUUGGGCGUUAUGUCGAUUCAAGAGACGGAGCGUUCAAGAGGAUCGGCCACGCCUCACUGGAAAAGAGACAGUUUUCCGCUUCUCCUGCUUCCUCCUAG